AUGAGAUUUCAGAACUCGAACACAGCGAACCUCGAUAUCGACAUGGAUCUCGGAGGAGAUUUUUCCUUGGCCGGUCCGGGGACGACAGGUCAGAGUCAGUACGCGGCGAUGACAGGACAGAACGGGAGCAUGCAGAACUUCUCUAACCGGGACAGUAUCAUGAGAGGUCGGGCCGACAUAGUCAUUGACCCGGCCUUGCUGGCUCUCAGUGGCCCAGGUGAGACUUCCAAUCCCCCUGCUAACGCUUUCCAGGUUCAUCGAACGGGGGAUAAUAGCUUCUGGGCUGUUCGGGGAGCGAACAGCAACUUCGGCUUCAAUGCUCCAGGACAGGGGUUGAACAACAACGUCGACGCCCUUGUGAGCCCGUUCAAUGUUGGGAACUAUCAAUCUCGCUACCCUGAAGUCCCGGGUAGCAGCUUCAACGCUACUGCGCAGUCAGGAAGCGAUGGACCCCAUCUAGGUGAGAUACCCGAUGCCAGUGGCCCCUACUAUAUUAACCCAACUCAGUUCGCGGCGGGCGAUGUCGAUCCAAGCCCAGACACCGACAUGGAGACCGAGCUCCCCGGCUUCACAAACUUCGCCGCAGGCUAUGAGGCAGGCUACCACGACGGUACGGCAGCCGCCCUUGCAGCGCCUCCCGCUGCCAAUCCUCCCGCACCAACAAAAACAGGUAAGACCGCCAAACCCUCCACCCGCUCCACCCGCCGCGCAGCGCCCUACCCACUUGCAGCGCGUCCUCCCCCGCGCGCCUCCGCCCUCCCUACCAUUCCCGAUGCAGUCCAAACCGUCGUCGCGCGCCUCCUGCAUCCACCCCGCGACGCAACACGGAAGAACGGCCAUCUGGAACGGCGGUGGCUUGCGCUGACCCUUCCCGAGCAUUUCCCCAAGUGUGGGGGAUAUCGGCUGCGCAAGAGGUCGCCGCUGUGGAAAUACGGCGCUGAGGCGCUGCGCAUACCGCCUAGGUACUGGCAGUGGCUCAAUGGUGGGUUGGUUGACUACUCGGUGCAGGAGCUUGAUGCCGACACACUUGAGAUGGAGGGGUUGGUGCCCGCAGCCGAAGCUGAAGCAGACGACGGAGCCACGGCCGCGGAAGCGGCGCUUGCGGAGGCCUUGGAUGUCCAGCCCCCCGCCUCCACAACCCCGCCGAACGACCUCGAAGUCUCCCCCGAGAUCCAAGCGGUGAUGCAGCGCAUGCUCGCCCCGGACGACAAGGCUCUCUGGCACGGGUCCGGCCGCCUCAAGCGCUCGUGGCUCGCGAAGGAGUUCCCGAAGCAUUUCCGCAGGAACGAUCACCAUCUCAAGCCGGGGUCGAUGUUAAGGACUUAUGGGCCUGCCAGGCUGGGGAUUCCGGAGGAGCUGUGGCGGUUUUUGACGGGGGAGGCGGAGGUGUAUGUCUGGCCAGGGAGGGAGGUCCUGGGUAGGAGGAUUCAGAAGAAGAAGAAGAAGGGGGAGGUGGGUGAGUGCUAG
Messenger RNA from Coniosporium apollinis CBS 100218, 1467 nucleotides. RefSeq lists its product as uncharacterized. The transcript has a single exon. Bases 1 to 1467 code for a protein of 488 amino acids. NCBI's taxonomy places the organism in Eukaryota, Fungi, Ascomycota, Dothideomycetes. The record is from RefSeq and is a predicted model, not a curated record.